Molecule: messenger RNA, 587 nt
Organism: Canis lupus familiaris (dog)
Lineage: Eukaryota; Metazoa; Chordata; Mammalia; Carnivora; Canidae
Product: 60S ribosomal protein L37a-like
Exons: 1
Coding region: 235-513 (92 amino acids)
Biological process (GO): translation
Cellular component (GO): ribosome
Molecular function (GO): structural constituent of ribosome
Source: RefSeq, a predicted model, not a curated record
GAGAUGUUCAUAUCAUUCCAAGAUACCCUAUUAAGGAAGAUCAGAGUUCUGUAAUUUUGUAGGGCAGAGAAGACAAAAUAUAGGCCUAAUAAAGUACUCUACUUAUUAUCUCUGGAAUUUUAUUGAACUAAGUUGAACCAUUGGUCAAAGUUCCAUACAACAUUCAUUUUGUCUUUAAGUUUCAAUAAGAAUUAUAAUUUAAGCUCUCUGGGCUUGGACCUGGUUGGUGGUGACAUGGCCAAAUGCACUAAGAAGGUCGGAAUCGUGGGUAAAUAUGGGACCUGUUACGGGGCUUCCCUCAGGAAGAUGGUGAAGAAGAUUGAGAUUAGCCAGCACGCCAAGUACACCUGCUCCUUCUGUGGCAAAACCAAGAUGAAAAGGCAAGCAGUGGGCAUCUGGCACUGUGGCUCCUGCAUGAAGACUGUAGCUGGUGGUGCCUGGACCUACAACACCACUUCUGCUGUCACAGUAAAGUCGGCUAUCAGAAGACUGAAGGAGUUGAAAGACCAGUAGAAGCUCCACCAUUUGAAACAUUGCUAGCCUAUAAUAAAUGGGUUAAUUUAUAUAAUAAUAAAAAAAGUUAUAAU